CUUCACUUUACUUCUCCCAGUCUUUCCUCAGUCAAUUCGUUCGUUCUUUGUUUCUGCACCUAGAGCUGGUUGUGUAUUUCCGCAAUAGAGACAAGAUCUAGAAGGCUACCAUGGCUACCUCCGCCCCCGCCUCCGAAUACCCCGCGUCCACGCAUUCUCCCCGCUAUCUGACCGGCGACGGCGCUGGCAUCCGGGAAUUCAUUGACAAGUUUGAUGUCUUCCUCUUCGACUGCGAUGGCGUCCUCUGGUCGGGCGACCAUGUCUUCCCUGGCACCAACGAGACCCUUGAGAUGCUGCGUAGCAAAGGCAAACAAGUCGUCUUCGUAACCAACAACAGCACCAAAUCGCGCGCCGACUACAACAAGAAACUCACCUCCCUAGGAAUCCCCAGCACAACCGAAGAAAUCUUCUCCUCCUCCUACAGCGCCUCCAUCUACAUCUCCCGCAUCCUCACCCUCCCUCCCACCAAACGCAAAGUCUUCGUGAUCGGCGAAACCGGCAUCGAACAAGAGCUCCAAUCCGAGAACGUGCCCUUCAUCGGAGGCACCGACCCCUCCUACCGCCGAGACAUCACCCCCGAAGACUACAAAGCCAUCGCCGCGGGCUCCUCCGACCUCCUCGACCCCGAAGUCGGCGUCGUCCUCGUCGGCCUCGACUUCCACAUCAACUACUUCAAACUGGCCCUGGCGUACCACUAUAUCCGUCGCGGCGCGGUCUUCCUGGCUACGAAUAUCGACUCGACGUUGCCGAACUCCGGGACGUUGUUUCCGGGGGCUGGGUCGAUGAGCGCACCCCUGAUUAUGAUGUUGGGGAAGGAGCCGGUGUCUCUGGGGAAGCCGAAUCAGGCGAUGAUGGAUGCGAUUGAGGGCAAGUUUCGCUUUGAUCGGAGUAGGGCGUGUAUGGUGGGGGAUCGGGUCAAUACGGAUAUUCGGUUUGGGAUUGAGGGGAGGCUUGGGGGGACGUUGGGCGUUUUGACGGGCGUUAGUAGUAAGGAGGAGUUUGUUGGGGGGGAGGUCAGACCGUCGGUUUAUUUGGAUAAGUUGGCGGAUUUGUUGGAGUGUGAGUGAGGUGGACUUAUUCUGUUGAGGGUGGAGAAUAUGUGGGUGGUAUGAAAGGGAGGUCUGAUAGAUAUCAUUACAUGUAGGUAGUUUGUUCGAGAUACCAUAGAACACAUACAUACUGCUUAGUAUACAUAUACAAU
Messenger RNA from Aspergillus ibericus CBS 121593, 1201 nucleotides. Its product is annotated as 4-nitrophenylphosphatase. The transcript is spliced from 5 exons. The record is from RefSeq and is a predicted model, not a curated record. Gene Ontology annotation, molecular function: phosphoglycolate phosphatase activity; alkaline phosphatase activity. NCBI's taxonomy places the organism in Eukaryota, Fungi, Ascomycota, Eurotiomycetes, Eurotiales, Aspergillaceae. Bases 111 to 1067 code for a protein of 318 amino acids.